CCUUCACUUACUAUAAAUACGAACCCUCCGCUCUUAACCGAAAUCAUCACAAUAACAACAACAACAACAAAGACCGCAAGAGAAGAGAAAAACAUGAGCGUAGAAAUACUGGACGGUUCGACCAUCUUCGACUUCGUGCAAGACGAAGAAGCGUUCAACGUGUCGGUCACUGACCGGUUCAAGUGGCUGGACUCGGACCAGGACGGGCUGCUGUCGUACGCCGAGAUGGUGAAGGAGUUCGGGAGCCUGAGGGUGAUGGAGAAGCACUACGGGGUGGACGUGAAGACCGAGCCGGAGGAGAUUUCGAGGGUUUACGGAGUGAUAUUCGAGCAGUUCGACAGGGAUGCGAACGGGAAGGUGGAUCUGGACGAGUUUCGGGAGGAGACGAGGAGGAUGAUGCUGGCCAUGGCCGAGGGGAUGGGCUUCUUGCCUGUUCAGAUGGCCCUCGAGGAGGGCAGUUUCUUGAUGAAGGCCGUCGAGAGGGAAUGCUCCAAGCUUCUGCUCCCACCUGCAUGACAAAAAAAAAAUACAGACAACGAUGUAUUACCAAAAUUAAUCUUUUGUGUUUUUCAUUAUUAUUUUCGGCUUUUUUUGGACCGUUGAUUUCAGAGUUAUGAUUUGUGUAUCAAUGUUAAACUAUACGUUUUUUUUUAAAUUGUCGAA
Tarenaya hassleriana is the source of this 663-nucleotide messenger RNA. RefSeq lists its product as uncharacterized. The record is from RefSeq and is a predicted model, not a curated record. Bases 94 to 516 code for a protein of 140 amino acids. Gene Ontology annotation, molecular function: calcium ion binding. The transcript has a single exon. NCBI's taxonomy places the organism in Eukaryota, Viridiplantae, Streptophyta, Magnoliopsida, Brassicales, Cleomaceae.